AUGUGGGGAAAACUUGUCCAUUUGACUGCCGAUGCUGUACUUGUUUCUACUGUUCUAGCUGGUAUCAAACGAAACACUGGAUUACAACCUAAAGUAGCCACUAUUGAAAAUGAUGAUCUCCAAUCCUAUGUACAAAAGUAUUUGAAUGUUGGUGAAUGGGUAUUGGAUAACAGUAUUGUGUACAUGAACAACUCUUCCUAUUUUGAACGCAAGAACUGA
This is a messenger RNA of Halteromyces radiatus, 219 nucleotides long. RefSeq lists its product as uncharacterized. Bases 1 to 219 code for a protein of 72 amino acids. The record is from RefSeq and is a predicted model, not a curated record. The transcript is spliced from 2 exons. Gene Ontology annotation, cellular component: cytoplasm. NCBI's taxonomy places the organism in Eukaryota, Fungi, Mucoromycota, Mucoromycetes, Mucorales, Cunninghamellaceae.